GGGCACCUAUAGCUGCAACCGCGCGGAAGGCCUGCUGGCUGCGGCUGAGAUCCGGCCGGCAUUUUUCUUGCCGUUAAAACCCUAAGGUUGCUUUGCCCUCUUGUGUGGAGCUGCGAUCUAAGGUGGUGGGAGCUGCAGGCGGGACUCGGGGAGGCCCAGGAACUAGAAAUGGACACAGUGGCCUUUGAGGAUGUUAAUGUGGAGUUCACCAUGGAGGAGUGGGCUUUCCUGGAUCCCGAACCAGAAAAAACUGUACACAGAUGUGAUGCAAGAAACCUUCUGGAACCUGGCAUCAGUAGCAUGUAUUUUGGAAGAAAAAUGUGAAGAACAUGACAGUGAAGAUCAGUAUGAAAAUCAUGGGAUGAGUCUUAGCAGUCAUAUGGUAGAGAGACCCUGUAAAAGGAAGGAUGGUAGUCAAUGCAGAGAAAACUUCAGCCAGAUUCCAAAUCAUAAUGAAAAGAAGGAAACUCCUACUGAAAUAAAACAACCUAAAUCCAGGUUGUGUAGGCAAAUCUUCAUGCAUUAUUUAUCCUUGAAUAACCACCUGAGCUGCUCUCACGGUCCCAAACUAUACCUGUGUCAGGAAUAUGAAGAAAACGAUUAUAAAUGUAAGGAACCUGAGAAAGCUUUCAAGCAUCACCAACAUAUUCAAAGCCAUGAAGGCAGACCUAGUGGGAAAGCUUUCCACUAUUCAGCUUCCCUUAGAAAUCAUGAAAGAACACAUAUUCCUAGGAAACCGUAUGAGUGUAAGCUAUGUGGGAAAGGCUUUAGUCGUCUCAGUUGCUUUAAACUUCACGAAAACACUCAUAGUGGAGAGAAACCAUAUCAAACUAAGCAAUGUGGCAAAGCUUUCAGUUCUCCCAAGUACUCUGGAGAAAAUGAAAGAACACAUACUGCAGAAAAGCCCAAUCAAUGUAAGAAAUCUGGUAAAGCUUUCAGUUCUACUUCUCUUAGAAACCAUGAAAGAACACAUACCGGCAAGAAACCUUAUGAAUGUAAGCAAUGUGGGAAAGUCUUCAGUUUGCUCAGUUCUCUUAGAAAUCAUAAAAGAAGUCAUGAAGAAAAGAAGCCUCAUGAAUGUAAGGAAUGUGGUAAAGCAUUCCGUCAUUGCUGUUCCCUUCGAAAGCAUGAAAUAACUCAUACUGGGGAAAAACCCUAUGAAUGUAAGCUUUGUGAAAAAGUUUUCUCUUCUUCAGUUGCCCGUCGACGUCAUGAAAGAACUCAUACUGGGGUAAAAUGCUAUGAAUGUAAGCAUUGUGGUAAAGGUUUCUAUUAUCAGUCUUCUCUCCUAGAUCAUGAAAGAACUCAUACUAGGGAAAAACCCUAUGAAUGUAAGCUUUGUGGUAAAGUUUUCUCUCAUUCAACUUCCCUCCAAUAUCAUAAAAAAACUCAUACUGGGGAAAAACCCUAUGAAUGUAAGCAAUGUGGGAAAGCCUUCAGUUCUCCCAGCUCUCUUGGGAAACAUAAAAAAAGUCAUGAUGGAAAGAAGCCUUAUGAAUGUAAGGAAUGUGGUAAAACAUUUCAUCAUCACUAUUCCCUUAGAAAUCAUGAAAGAACUCAUACUGGGAUAAAACCCUAUGAAUGUAAGCAAUGUGGGAAAGUCUUCACUUGGCUCAGCUCUCUUGGAAAACAUAAAAGAAGUCAUGCCAGGAAGAAGCCUCAUGAAUGUAAGGAAUGUGGCAAAACUUUCCUUUAUCCUGCUUUCCUUAGAAUUCAUGAAAGAGUGCAUACUGGGGAAAAACCCUAUGAAUGUAGCCAUUGUGGUAAAGCUUUCUCUUAUCCAACUUCCCUCCGAUGUCAUGAAAGAACUCAUAAUAAGGAAAAACCCUAUGAAUGUAAGCUGUGAGGGAAUGCCUUUAUUCAUCCCAGUUCCCUUCAAAAUCACAAAAACUUAAUAGUGGAGAGAAAUCAUUAGGAAUGAAAUAACUCACACUGAAAAUAAGCUCUGUCAUGUAAAGAUUGUAGAAAAGCCUUUAACCAUCCUAGUUUUGUUUUGUUUUUUAGUCCACACCUGAGGAUAUUUUUCCAUUGAGAUAGUGGAAUUCA
Molecule: messenger RNA, 2046 nt
Organism: Myotis brandtii (Brandt's bat)
Lineage: Eukaryota; Metazoa; Chordata; Mammalia; Chiroptera; Vespertilionidae
Product: zinc finger protein 14
Exons: 4
Coding region: 191-1846 (551 amino acids)
Biological process (GO): regulation of transcription by RNA polymerase II
Molecular function (GO): DNA-binding transcription factor activity, RNA polymerase II-specific; RNA polymerase II cis-regulatory region sequence-specific DNA binding
Source: RefSeq, a predicted model, not a curated record